Messenger RNA from Necator americanus (New World hookworm), 597 nucleotides. RefSeq lists its product as uncharacterized. The record is from RefSeq and is a predicted model, not a curated record. The transcript has 6 exons. Lineage: Eukaryota; Metazoa; Nematoda; Chromadorea; Rhabditida; Ancylostomatidae. Gene Ontology annotation, molecular function: DNA ligase (ATP) activity. Gene Ontology annotation, cellular component: mitochondrion; nucleus. Gene Ontology annotation, biological process: Okazaki fragment processing involved in mitotic DNA replication; lagging strand elongation; DNA recombination. The coding region runs from base 1 to 597 and encodes 198 amino acids.
AUGGCAAAUCUAUUCUUUGGAACAGGGCUGCAACAGAAUCAUAUAAAAAUGCUCUUUAUGAUGGUUUACUUCAUGAAAUGUACAGUGUAUCCAUGCUUGGUGUUGCCGUGGGCUUCCAAUGUUCUAACACUAAAAGCACUGGGGUGUAAACGCACUGGAGUAUACGGAGGUUACCUUCUCGGUUGUUAUAAUCCUGAUUCAGAAGAGUACCAAAGUAUUUGCAAGAUUGGAACUGGCUUCAGCGAUGAAGACUUGAAAACACAAUAUGAGCUUCUGCUUCCCUACACAGUAGAGAUGGCUCGUCCUUACUACGCCUAUGAUGAGUCAUUGAAGCCCGACGUGUGGUUUGCUCCUCAUGUUGUAUUUGAGGUUAAAUGCGCAGAUCUUUCGAUAUCUCCUCGUCAUUUGGCUGCUAGGGGCCUUGUGGAGAGCGACAAAGGCAUCUCCCUUCGUUUUCCACGUUUCCUCAGGAUCAGAGACGACAAAAAAGGCGAAGAUGCUACGACAUCGUCACAGGUUGCAGCGAUGUACAAAAACCAGGAUCAAAUUCGAAAUCAGGCAAGCCAAAUAGGUGAAGAAGAUGACGUUGAAUACUGA